GAGAAUCCACAGGCACGAAGAGACAAACAUCGCCCUCACGACUUGUUUAACGACACAAGACUCGUUACUUUACACUCUUUGUUAUCUUUUCGUGCCCAAAGUCUUUUCCAUGGACGACGAAGAAGUUGCGAUGAAGGCUGCAGAAAGACGAGAACGCCAAUCGAGUAACAAAGGUCCGAGCAGCACUUUACAUGAUGCGGAAGCCUUGGACGAUGGAGACUCUGAUAUUGGCUUCUGUGGCUGGCUGCUGGUGGGAUUGUCUCUUCUCCUCAUGGUGGUCACACUGCCAAUCUCCAUUUGGAUGUGCAUUAAGAUCGUGAAGGAGUAUGAGCGAGCCAUUAUUUUCCGUCUGGGACGCCUUUUGCGAGGAGGAGCCAAGGGACCAGGUUUGUUCUUCAUCUUGCCGUGCACCGACAGCUUCAUUAACGUGGACAUGCGCACCAUCACCUUCGACAUCCCACCGCAAGAGGUUUUGACCAAGGAUUCGGUGACCGUGAGCGUGGAUGGCGUGGUGUAUUACCGGGUCCAGAAUGCCACUCUGGCCGUGGCCAACAUCACCAACGCAGAUGCCGCCACUCGCCUGUUGGCCCAGACCACGUUGAGGAAUGUCCUCGGCACCAAGAACCUGGCGGAGAUCCUGUCCGACCGUGAAGAAAUUGCACACAGCAUGCAGUCCACUCUCGACGACGCCACUGACGACUGGGGCAUCAAGGUGGAGCGGGUGGAGAUCAAGGACGUCAAACUGCCCCUGCAGCUCCAGAGGGCCAUGGCGGCCGAGGCCGAGGCCACACGGGAGGCCAGGGCCAAGGUCAUCGCCGCGGAGGGCGAGAUGAACGCCUCCAGAGCGCUGAAGGAGGCGUCGCUGGUGAUCGCCGAGUCUCCGUCCGCCUUGCAGCUGCGCUACCUGCAGACCCUCAACACCAUCGCCGCCGAGAAGAACUCCACCAUCAUCUUCCCGUUGCCCCUGGAGAUGAUGCAGGCUUUCAUGAAGCACUGAGCAUCACAAUAAGCGUCCGAAGGGACAGGAGGAGGGGAGAGAGGAUACGGAGGUGACUGAAAAGUCACGUCCUGCUGGAGAAAAAACUUUGAUGAAAUCUAUGCACAUUAAAACCUGGUUUAAAAACUGCUCGCUUGGCUCCUGUGCCGUGUCCAGAGGUGGGUAGUAACGCGCUACAUUUACUCCGUUACAUCUACUUGAGUAACUUUUUUGAUCAAUUGUACUUCUAAGAGUAGUUUUAAUGCAACAUACUUUUACUUGAGUAUAUUUAUAGAGAAGAAACGCUACUUUUACUCCGCUACUUUUAUCUACAUUCAGCUCGCUACUCGCUACUAAUUUUUAUCGAUCUGUUAAUGCACGCUUUGUUUGUUUUGGUCUGUCAGACAGACCUUCAUAGUGCCUGCGUUUUACCAAAAACAGUCACUGGUGACGUUCACUCCGUUCCACCAAUCAGAUGCAGUCACUGGUGACGUUGGACCAAUCAAACAGAGCCAGGCGGUCACAUGACCUGACUUAAACAAGUUGAAAAACUUAUUGGGG
This is a messenger RNA of Nerophis lumbriciformis (worm pipefish), 1537 nucleotides long. RefSeq names its product stomatin (gene stom). Gene Ontology annotation, cellular component: plasma membrane. Lineage: Eukaryota; Metazoa; Chordata; Actinopteri; Syngnathiformes; Syngnathidae. The record is from RefSeq and is a predicted model, not a curated record.